Molecule: messenger RNA, 4253 nt
Organism: Thunnus maccoyii (southern bluefin tuna)
Lineage: Eukaryota; Metazoa; Chordata; Actinopteri; Scombriformes; Scombridae
Exons: 10
Coding region: 343-3831 (1162 amino acids)
Source: RefSeq, a predicted model, not a curated record
UUUUACUGAAAAUUAUAUUUAUUUUGUUCAGCUACUUUUAAGCACAGCUACAUUUCGUUGUACUACUUUGUUUAGCCUUUGUUUUCAGCCUUGUCAUUCAGGAGUCGUUCGUCCUACGAGUUUUCAGAAAUGUUAAGCUAAGAGCUAACUGCUAACAGCUAAAUAAAAUACAGUUAAAGAACUAAAUAAAUGGGACAGCUCACUGUUCCUCACUUCCAUUGUAAUGAUGAUGAGGCAGAAAUCUAAGAGACAGGAAUCUUAAACCUUUGAAAAAAAGCUAUCUUAAUGACUAGAUACCACAAGAGGAAAUAAGAGACAUCAAGACCCUGACGGUUAUGGGGGAUGAUGGACAACAUGACAGCAAAUAAGAGCCACCUACCCUGUCAGUCAUGGGCGGGCCAGAAUGGCUGGUCCACAGCUUCAACUCAAGGGCCCCUCCUCAACCCUCUGUCCAGCUCUCAGCAUCUCAGCCUGGGCUCGUCUUCUGACCAGAGACCCCCCUAUGACCACCUGCAGGCAUCUGACCAGAGCUGUCUGAGCCACCUCAGCACCUUAUCAUCCAGAAGCAACACUCACCACCCUGCCCUGUACAAAGCCUCCCACAUUAGUAGCAAUUUGUCGUCCAUCUCGCUAUUUGCCAACUCCGCCAUCCCAAGUGUAUCUCACAUUAUAUCUUGUGAUCAGCAAAAUCCUCUCAGUUCAUCAAUGCUACUAGCUGCAAACCAAGGAAAAAAUAUCCCCCCACCUUCUCUUCCACAAACAAACCAAGGAUCUCAGCCUUGUAGGCCCCAACAUCUACCACCUCUCUUGCCCCACGACCCUUACAAAACCUCUUUUCAACCUCCAUUAACCAAUCACAGGCUUCAACAUAUGCCAAUUAGCCUACCGUCAUGUGGGCAAGAUUUAAACCACGGAUCACAGAGGACAUCUCAACCUACUUUUGAAGGAGUGAAUGUGGAUGCUGGUGUUGCAGGAUACACUCACAACCAUGCCUCAUCUACUUCUCAGGAGCAGCCUCAGUGGAUACCUUCAUCAGACUGCAGGGGAGCUGAAAACAAGUCUGUGCCUGACGCAACGGCUCAUCCUAACCAAGAAAUAUCACAAAAGGGGAGCAUUACUCCACCGGCCAGCAAUGAGAGGAGUCGUUCAGUAGUUUUACAUCAGCGUGCACUACUACUCAAACAACUGUCGGAGUUGGAUAAACUUCUGGAAUCAUUACCUCCAGAUGACAGGAGUGAUGGGCAGUCUCAACACACAGCUAAUCAGUCUCCUCCAUUGAUGAACGAUUCAUCUCAAUGUGAACAAACAAAGACCAGUGAUCAACAGCAAGUUCAGCUGUCAGCGGCAAAGUCAAAGUUACAGUCACAUAUUAUAGCGGAUUGUUCAUCCCCAACAUCCCAUGACGAACAAAAUGAGACCUGUGAUUCACCAGAUGACCCGAUGUCAGCAGCAGAUUUAGAGAAAACAGAAGAUGCCUCAGCGGAGUCAGAUGACAAUGAUCCUGAUACCUCAGCGGAGUCAGAUGAUAGUGAUCCUGAUUACUCACCUAACAGUGAUGGUGACUUCUCUGACUGCUUAUCUGACGCUGGUGAUGGCUCCUCAGACAAAUCCAAUCACAGCAGUCCCUCGACCCCGCAGGAAGAAACGGCUCAACCGAAAUCUCCUCUUCCAGGGGAAAAGGAGGAUAAAUCAGGAGGUUCUUUGUUAAAGGACAAAAGUGUCAGUCCUCUAAAAGAGACAUGCGCAACUAAUCAGGAGAAAUCCUCAACUGUGGUGUCGCCAACUUCAAAUUCAAAAGCACAACGAGUUUAUGAUAAGAGGAAUUAUUGUCUGUUUUGCUCUAAGCCAGUAGGCAAAAUGGCAAGACAUCUUGAAUCAGUCCACAGUGACAAAGCAGAAGUUGCAGCUGUAUUUCAGUAUCCCAAAAAUUCCAGAGAAAGGCAAAAGAUAUGGAAAAGACUAAAGAAUCAAGGAAACUUUGCUCAUAAUAAAGAGGUUUUGAGAACAGGGAAGGGACAAUUUGCUGUCCGAGGAACAGCAAAGCAAACUGGAAAAGGAAUGAAAGACUUCAUUCAUUGUCUUUACUGCCGUGGUCUUUUUGUAAAGAAAGCUUUGUUCAGACAUGUUAGGUUGUGCCCAGAGAAAGGGAAGAAUGACAGUGAAUCACAUAUCGGAAGAAAGCGUCUCGCAUCGCGUUGUGUGCUUGAAACUAUUGGAGACCUUGGCAUAAGUGAUGGUUUCAGGGAACUUCUGUCCCAGAUGACAUAUAAUGAUGUGACACAAACUGUCAUGGAUGAAAAGAUUAUCUUGCAGUAUGGUGAGCAAAUGUUUGAUCAGCACAGAUCCGAUGUGAAGAGGCAUGAUGACGUAAGACAAAACCUUCGUCAGAUAGCAAGACUUUUACUCGAAGCUCAAAAAAUAACCCCCCUGAAGAAGCUGGAGGACUUCUUUCACCCCUCAAGCUUCCCACACGUUGUGUCCGCAGUGAACGUCUUAGCAGGUUACGAUCCAGAAAAGAAAACGUACAGCAUUCCUUCACUUGCCAUCAAGCUUGGCUACCAUCUACAGAAGUGUUGUAGUAUUGUUGAGAAGAAUGCAGUGCAGAGUGGAGACACAAAACUGGCAGAGUCUGCACAAAACUUCCUCUCUGUGUACCAGAAAAAAUGGAGUACACUAGUUUCUUCAGGUGCAUUAUCGACCCUCAGGAAAACAGGAAAGAAGGUUCCGUUUUCUCAAGAUGUGAAGCGCCUGAAUUUCCACAUGGAGAACGUUCAUGUUCUUGCUCAGAAAAAACUCACAGAGUUCCCUUCUGCAGAAAACUAUGCUGCUCUGGCCAAGGUAAUACUCGCCCGAACAAUAAUUUUCAACAGGAGAAAAGCCCGUGAGGUAUCAGCGGUGUUACUAACAGCUUUUAUGUCAAGGAAAAAGUCAAACCUGGACGAUAACUUUGAUAUAUCUGUUUCUGACUCUGAAAGAACCAUGUGUGGGUUCUUCACUAGAAUUGACAUACAAGGGAAGUGCGGUGGAAUGGUCCCUGUUUUACUAAAACCAUCAUUCGUGUCAGCAUUGGAGCUUCUUGUCAAUGUUCGUGAAAUGUGUGGAGUCCCCAGUAAGAAUCUCUUCCUGUUUGGCCGACCAAGUGCACUGUCUGCCUACAACGGCUCAGACUGCAUCCAAAAAUAUGUCAAAGAAUGUGGCGCUAAAGACCCUGAAGCACUGAAAUCGGCGAAGAUCCGGAAGCAUUACGCAACAAUGCUGCAGCGUAUCAACCUGGAUGAGAAUGAGGCUGACCGAAUAUUUGGUCCUAAUAAUCAAGUCCAAACCCUGCUACAGAACAGCAGCAUGCAGCUGGAUGACGUCCAAAUGGACUCUGAAGAGAGAUUACAACCUGCACAAGGACAUCAGGCUGUAUCAGGGGAUCAGGGUGAGCUUUCAGGUGCAUGCUACGCGCAAGCAGAUUUUCAUCAUGAACAACCACAUGGAAAAACGGCAAGCACCAGCACAACUGCACCACCAAAAUCCAGCAACUCAGGAAAAAAAGGCUCUAAGGUCAAACAUAAAUGGGAGGACGCAGAAGUUUGUGCUGUAGAAAGACACAUGAUGCGUUUCAUUCAAGGACACAAGGUACCUCAGAAAAACGACUGCCUUCAGUGUCUUGAGGCUGAGCCAAAAGCACUGAGGACCCGUUCCUGGAAAGGUGUAAAAGACUUCGUUAGAAACAGGAUCACUGCCCUAAAAAGACAAAGUGCCACCUCCAAAGCUUCAUCCACAAACAGUUACUGGCCCGGGCAAGUGGAACCACAAAGGACUGGACAUUUUCAGCAGUUGUAGACUUUUCCCUCUUCCAUUUUCUUACACUGCAUCUCCCGCUCGCCUUCUUUGUCUUUCAUUCGUUAUCAGUCUCCCCUCUGUCUCUUAUACAACAUUGUGAGCAUUUCCGUCUAUUAAGAUGGCCAAGAAUACAUUGAUAACUGAUCAUUUUCAUUUUAUGGUUUGUUCUGCAGUUGUUGUCAGUCAUUAUUCUUACUUUGUAUUAUUUUACAGUGCAUAUAUCUUCAUUUUAAGAAGUUCAUUUGGACACAAGACAGUUCAUAAAUACGGACAGAUGAUGUGUUAUACAGAUUUUACAAAUGUCUAAUUUUAUAUUUUUGCUGACCAUGUUUGACCAAGUUAUCUGGUAUACUGUAUUUUGUUAUUAAGUUUGACUUUGUAUAACAGUUUACCAACAAUAAAGUGCCAACUGUAAUGUCUUA